Molecule: messenger RNA, 938 nt
Organism: Hydractinia symbiolongicarpus
Lineage: Eukaryota; Metazoa; Cnidaria; Hydrozoa; Anthoathecata; Hydractiniidae
Exons: 5
Coding region: 368-853 (161 amino acids)
Source: RefSeq, a predicted model, not a curated record
GUUUAGUAAUCAUUAACUACUAACUUCAAGAUAUAGUUUUUUUCCCUCAAUCUAUAUUAUGAUAUUUUCAUGAGUCUACCUGUAAGGAAAAAUGGUAGCUGCACAGCGGCGAAUUCCUGUGGAUUUAUACGGGUUAACGAUUAGCAUCAUAAAUUAUUCUUUAAAAAUACGCAGUUUAAUUUACUGUUGAGAGUGUAUCGCUUAUUAAUGUUGCUUGGUAAAUUACUUUCUCUACAAUGAAAGAAGAAACAGAGGAAAAGUACCGAUGAAAAGGAAAACUGAAGAUGCAGUGUAAAAAGCAUUAACAAUUUUGUCAGAAGAAAAAGUUAUAAACAGCAAUCCAUGUGUUGGUACGGACCCAUAUUUCAUGCCACUUGCAAACAUCACAAUCCACGCUUUGUAUUUCGUCAACAAAUAUAAAAUUAAUAUUGAUACUUCAUCCAAAGAUAAAAGUUGUGAUCAAACGUUAUGUUAUAUGUUCCAUCCAAUACAGCUAAGUAGGAAAAUACUGAUUUAUGAAAAUAUCGAUAUCAUGGUCGCUAACGUAGAGAAGAUCAACUCGUAUAUAUUGGAAAGGGACGUAAACAAACUUGUUAAAGGUCUCGUUGAUCUAAUGACAAAACGAAGAAAGGACUUUCACAAGUUUGCUCAUGAUUUAGAAGUAGUAAAAACGAGCGUGCAUCAAAUGAACGUAACCACGGUACCAUCUUGUUGUCAGCAAGGAAACGUACAAAAGAGAAAUAAUUACCAACAAUUAAACGUUGUACUUCGAACAAAUUAUAUGUUUCUUCGAAAACACAUUCACAGUUUAUCGAGAACACAAAAAAUAAUCAUUCAAAGUCAAUUUUUGUAGAGGAAUGAUAUGCCAGUUCAGACACUUCUUUUAACCAUAUAAGAAAGUCUUUUGUAUUUUAGAUAGACAGGAUGCUUCUUCCUUU